AUGGUCCAGAUUCCAAUAAGCAGCACAGGUCAUUCAAACUUGCGAACUAAUGAUGGUAUCAAACGUGAGAGCAACGCACCCGAGUUACUCCUUUACCUGACCGCUAUGCCUAACGGGGACACUCCAUCUCCAGGCGACGGCUUGAUCCUUUGUUUGGUCAAACUGGGUCUCCUAUUGGUUCAUGUUGCAUCGAAUUUCCCUCCAACGGCUAGUUUGUUUGCCGUCAGCCAAUUCGUCGAAUCCAGUUUGCUGCUUGGGCAACUUAACAUUGCCUCAGCUCUCGUACUUCCUUCGAGUGCCAUGACAUUUAGGCACCGAAAGAAUCUUACAGGUGUUUUUGUCCUGUGUGUAUUAGCCGCAUAA
Messenger RNA from Opisthorchis viverrini, 363 nucleotides. RefSeq lists its product as hypothetical. The transcript has 3 exons. Lineage: Eukaryota; Metazoa; Platyhelminthes; Trematoda; Opisthorchiida; Opisthorchiidae. The coding region runs from base 1 to 363 and encodes 120 amino acids. The record is from RefSeq and is a predicted model, not a curated record.